UACCCUCGAGCAACGAGAUAUGAUAACAAUGUUGUGAAAAAUAUUUUUGAUUGUCCUUAGGUGAAUCAACGACAACAACCGUAUCGAUCAGAAACAUCGAAAGAGAAGACAGCGGUCUAUCAUUAUCCAUCAGUUCAUUAA
Messenger RNA from Adineta ricciae, 141 nucleotides. NCBI's taxonomy places the organism in Eukaryota, Metazoa, Rotifera, Eurotatoria, Adinetida, Adinetidae. The record is from the annotation of a GenBank genome assembly.